Molecule: messenger RNA, 1296 nt
Organism: Effrenium voratum
Lineage: Eukaryota; Dinophyceae; Suessiales; Symbiodiniaceae
Source: the annotation of a GenBank genome assembly
GUGAACACCAAGUUUCUGGCGGCCGCUGUGGGGAACUGGCUGGAGUGGUAUGACUUCGGAGUGUAUGCUGCGGUGCCCGAGAUCUUGGGGGACCACUUCUUCCCAUCCAGCGAUGCCUCCGUGCAAAUCAUGCAGUCCUUCCUGGCCUUUGCUGCUGGCUACGUCACGCGGCCCCUGGGCGGAGUCAUCAUCGGCAUCAUUGGGGACCGCAUCGGACGCAAGUGCGCGCUCUGGACCUCCAUGCUGCUCAUGAUGUGCCCAACCUUUCUGAUCGGCUGCUUGCCCACGUACGCGCAGGUGGGGUACCUCUCCACCGUGGGCCUGGUGCUGCUGCGGCUGCUGCAAGGCGUGGCCAUCGGCGGGGAGUACGUCAGCGCCUUGGUCUUCAGCAUGGAGCACGCGCCCUCGGAGCAGAAGACCGCCUCCGGCGCGCUGAUGUCCGUGUCGGUGGCUCUGGGCUCCUUCACCGGCUUCGGCGUGGUGUCCCUGCUGCGGCACCUACUCUCGGAGGAGGCCAUGCGCGCCAUCGGCUGGCGGAUCAGCUUCUGGCUGGGGCUGCUGGUGGGCCUGGUGGGCCUCUUCCUGCGCAGCCGCGUCACGGAGCCCCAGGAAUACGUGCAAGCCCGCGAGGUGGGCGCCCUCGAGCGACAUCCCUUGCUGGAAAUCUUACAGAAGCAUCUUGUGGAGGUUCUGCUGAUGGUCGGGGUGCAAGCCAUCACCCCUGCUGCCUGGUACCAGAACUUCAUUUGGAUGCUGCAGCUCUUCGAGGGCAUAUUGUCCCACCAGGCGCCCAUUGCCGGCGCCUCGGAGCUCAACAGCGUCAUGCAGCUGGCGCCCUCGACGCUGGUGGUGGCGAUCGCCCUCUGCAGAAGCGACUUUGGCUUCCGGCGAUCCGUGCGGCUGGGCAUGUUGGGCCUGGCGCUCUGCAGCGGCCCUGGCUACUGGCUGGUGUCGCGCCGGAAGCUGUGGGCCGCGUUCCUGGCGCAGCUGCUCUUCGCCCUCUGCGCGGGGCUCGUGGCGUGGGGCAAUCCCUUCCUCAUGCACAGCAGCUUCCCGGUGCACGUGCGAGUGCUGGCCAUGGGGCUGAGCUACAACCUGGCGGCCGCGAUCUUCGGCGGGCCCACGCCCUACGUCUGCUCCCAGCUGCUGGUGCACGGCGGAGAUUUGGCGCCAGCUGUGUGGCUGCUCGUCAUGUCGUGCUUGUCCCUUACCUCCAUGUGGGCGUUACAGCGCCGACAGGAGCGUAAAGAGCAGAGCUACUCGCAAGGCGUGCUGCCCUUGCAGAUCGGAGUCUGA